Molecule: messenger RNA, 3445 nt
Organism: Bubalus bubalis (water buffalo)
Lineage: Eukaryota; Metazoa; Chordata; Mammalia; Artiodactyla; Bovidae
Gene: C2H6orf47
Product: chromosome 2 C6orf47 homolog
Exons: 1
Coding region: 1808-2701 (297 amino acids)
Source: RefSeq, a predicted model, not a curated record
CCUCAAGAAGGAAAUGGCAACCCAAUCCAGUGUUCUUGCCUAGAGAACCCCAUGGACAGAGAAGCCUGGUGGGCUGUGUUCAUGGGGUCACAAAGAGUCAGGCAUGAUUGAGUGACUAACACUUUCGUGCAAGUCUGACCUCCCCCAGAAAGCACCCUUUGUCCACUCCAGCCAGUUCAAUCACUGAUUUCAUAAGUUUGUAUACUAUGUGCUAUGAAUGGGAAUGAGACAUACCCAAUCUUCAGGUUGCUCGCACCUGUAGGAGACAAGAUGUGAUAAAAAGAAUGCAUGGUGAUGGGGAAGUCAGGAAAGGCUCAGAAAUGAUAAUGGGUGGGGUCUUGCAGGAAGAAGGCAGUGUGAUGGGAAGACCAAAGAUGAUGCAGCCCGUAGGCUGUUAGCUGAGCUGGAACCAGAACUGGCCUCCCAAAUCUACACUUUAAGCCAAGGUUCAUUUUGAUACCUGAAAACGCCUAAGGGCAGGAAGCACAUCCUGUUUAUCUACACUUGUCUUCCCCACACUUCCUCUCCUGUUCCUCCUGCCUCAUACCAGGUGCCAGGCACAUAAAGUACCCACUGUUGUCAAAUCCAAGAGGUAAAAAUCUGUGCAGGGAGGAGCAAGGAAGGGCUACUCAAGCCCCAAGCCUCCUCUCAGCUUUCUCUUCUGGAAAAGCCUUUCAUGAAAUCGUGAACUAUAAAAGGAGUGGAGCGGGAUGCAGGGAAAAACUCAAGGGAACUAAGAGGGCGGGCGAGCUUAAGGGGAUCCCGGCGGUCGGGGGUCUCUAGGCGACGAAAAUGGAAGGCUAGGCUUACAUUCACGCUUUUGGCUCCUGUGACCUCGGCUGUGCGCCCCUGGGUAAGGCCGGGUGCGCACUGAUGGCGCGCACCGGCAGCUCGGGCCGGGGGCGGCGGGUGGGGGGCGGUCGAUCGACAGGGUCCGCCCCGCGAGCUGGGGCUCCGCCUCCGCCUGUCCUCUAGUCCCGGUACGGCUGCUUCCGGGCUCUGCGGCUCCGGGCGGCUUCGCGAGGCCGAGGCCCCGACGCUGGGCCCGGGAGGGGCUGCAUCGCCUGGACGCCUGGACGCCAGGCUCCCCAGGCAGGCGCGCGCUUUGCCUCGCUCCCGGGAUCUCCCAGGACAUCUCCGGCCUGACCUUGCGAAGACUGAAUCUCAGCUGCGGGCUGGGGUGCCAGUGGGGCCACUUUAUAGGAAUCACAGCCCUCUGAAUCAAAGCAGGAAGGUUGCUGGCUGGAGUUUGCCGGAUACCUCACCCCCCACUCACUUAACAGGAGACUUCUUUCUGAGCUGCCUUAGGGCAGCAGUUAGGACUCUCCUGGUCGGUCGGGAGCACCUAGGAUCCGUGGCCACCUUCCUUCCUUCCUUUUUGGAUGGAGAACCGCCUACCCAGUUUCUGGGACACCUUGGGGCGUGGCCUUGGUGAGUGAAACUUGGGGUGCUGCCUGCUGGGAAAGAAACCUGGAAAACGGAGGACACUGUGACGGUGUCCCACGCUUUGUCAGAUUCGUAGACUUUGGGAAUCGAGUGUGUAGAGUGGGGUGGUGGUGAAUGGAUUUGAAUGUGCCUCUCUUUACUUUAAAACUGAAACGGAAACAAGCCGCUUCAGGCUGCAUGACCAUCCUGGGAAGAGGUGAGCCACUCCUGAGUUCAGAGUAGGACUCUCCAAGCAGAUACCUGUUCUUCUGUGCCUAAACACACUCUGGUUUCUGAGGAAAUCCUCAGUCCCCCCAUCCAAGAGCCUAAGCCGUGCCAGGAAGCAGCCCCAGAAUUGGGAGGCUCAUUGCACACCCCAGCCAUGUUCCUCCGACGCCUUGGUGGCUGGCUCCCUCGCCCCUGGGGCCGCCGGAAGUCGACGAGACCUGACCUGCCCACCCCAGAACCCAGACGGAUGGACAGCUCCUCUGAGAAUUCAGGGAGUGACUGGGACAGUGCCCCAGAAACCAUGGGAGAUCUGGGGUCUCCCAAGACCCAGGACUCAGGUGCACAGAGGAGCUCUGGGGCUGCUCCAGAACCAAGCAGGGAGGCCCAAGUUGAGCAACUGGGGUACAAAAGGAUGGAUUCUCUGAAGUGGGAGAAGACUGCUUCCAGCACCCAAGAGUCUGGGAGGCCAGAGGCUGGGGAGACCAUUCCCAAACUAGGACAGGAUCCUGUGGACUCAGAUGGCACCGGGAAACGUGGAGGGUCCCCUGAAGAGGAAUUGAGCCCCUCAGUGGCUGAAGCCCCGGUGGAGAAGCCUGGCCGGCGUCAGAAGCUGCUGGGCUGGUUGCGGGGGGAUACAGUUGGGGGAGCAGGGGCUCCCCACCAGUAUCUGGGGGACCCAGAGGAGUGUCUGCAGAUCUCCACCAACCUGACCCUGCACCUGCUGGAGCUGCUGGCCUCAGCCCUGCUGGGGCUCUGCUCAAGGCCCUUGCGGGCAGCCUUGGACGCGCUGGGCCUGCGUGGACCGCUGGGCCUCUGGCUGCAUGGGCUGCUGUCCUUUCUGGCUGCUCUGCAUGGACUCCAUGCCGUGCUGAGCCUACUGACCGCUCACCCCCUGCACUUUGCCUGCCUCUUUGGUCUUCUACAGGCCCUGGUGCUGGCUGUCAGCCUCCGGGAGCCCAGUGGGGAUGAGGAGGCCACUGAUUUGGAGGUCGAGAAGUUAGGGAGGGAGGAGGAGGAGCAGAAGGGAGACCCAGGCAAGGGGCUGUGACCAAGGGGUAUGGUGUGACCCAGGGUCCUACCCUCAGUGGGGUGGGAGCAAGGAUGAAGAUAGUGUGGGAGGUAUGAUCCAAAUUGUAAGCACAGGGACCUCAGGGAUGGGGCAGAAACCCCAGAGUAUGAGGGCACAGAGUCGCCUCCACACACAGGAGAGCUGUUCAGGGUGUCUGUGUUUAUGGACAGUGGGGGCCUCGCCCUUGAAUUCACCAGCUGUUGUUAAUUUUUGCUUUUACAUUUUUCCCACUUUUUUUCUUCCACCUCCACUUUUUAAAAGCAAAAAAAAAAAAAAAAAAGUGUGGUGGUGAGAAUAAAGACUGAAGUGUCCUCUCUACCUUUUAAAACUCUCCAGGGGUGGAGAAAACCAGUCAGGACAGACAGACCUCUGGGUGGGGUAAGAGGGUGGUUGAGAAACUCGGGGGAUCCCUUGGAUCCUGGGAUCUGCACCAUCUGGGGAAGAGCAACACUCCUAGGUGGGUGGAUUAGGGGGUCUGGAUGGGGUUCCCACAGGUGAUGGGGAGCCUGAAGGGAGGACCUGAGGAUUCCUAGGAGCCAGGGGGAGUGGGGCUGGGUGCAGGCAGUGUUGGCAGGACGGCCAGCUCAGAGGGGCUGGCAGCUCACAGGCAGCAUGGGGAGCACUAGAGUUUGCAGACCCCACUAGGGGGUUGGGUUUGCUCACUCAGCACUAAGUAACUGUGUCACACCAAAUGCUAAAUAUACCACUACAAAGUGAGAGUUA